Messenger RNA from Akanthomyces muscarius, 882 nucleotides. RefSeq lists its product as uncharacterized. Bases 1 to 882 code for a protein of 293 amino acids. The transcript has a single exon. The record is from RefSeq and is a predicted model, not a curated record. NCBI's taxonomy places the organism in Eukaryota, Fungi, Ascomycota, Sordariomycetes, Hypocreales, Cordycipitaceae.
AUGGCUACUUUCACCCCCAUCCCGCUCGACAGCACGGAAACCAUUGCGCGCUACUCGCCCACCUCCACCGAACAGGCCGUCCAGGUCGAAAAGGUGCAGGUCGAGCACCGCCUCCAGCUCAUCAACACCUGGCGCAUCCCCCCCGGCUCCAAGAUCCUCGAGAUUGGCUGCGGCCAGGGCACCUGCACUACUGUGCUUGCCACCGCCGCCGGCGCCGACGGGCACGUCGACGCCGUGGACCCCGCCAGUCCCGACUACGGUUCCCCGUGCACCCUGGCUGAGGCGCAGGCCAUUGUCAGCAAGUGCGCCGUCGGCGACCGCAUCACCUGGCACAAUGCCGAGCCGGUGGACUUCCUGGCCGCGUCGGACAAGAAGUGGGACUACGCCGUCUUCACACACUGCAUCUGGUACUUUGACAACCGCAGCGUCCUCGAUACCAUGUUCCGCGCCCUCAAGGGCCGCGUCGGCACCGUGCUGGUGGCCGAGUACGCCCUCAAGGCGACGGAGCGCGACGCCGAGCCCCAUCUCCUGGCCGCCAUUGCGCGCGCCUCGCUCGAGGCGCACAACCCCGACAGCGAGGCCAACAUCCGCUGCCUCCUGAGCCCUGCCGGGAUCAAGGAGCUGGCCGUGGCUGCUGGAUGGAAGGUUGGUGAAGAGUCCAACAUUGUCCCCGCUCAAAGCCUGCUCGAUGGUACCUGGGAGGCUGGCGAGGUGCGAAACAAGAGCUUCGUGGCGGAAGUCGAAAAGCGUAUCCAGUCUCCUCGUGUCAAGGAAAUGCUGAUUUCUUCGCGCGAAGCUGUGAUUGCCUCUUACGCUGCUAUGGAUGGUCGCAAAACUCGCACCAUGGACGUUUGGACUGCCUCUCUCAUCCCGUCUGAAUAA